This is a messenger RNA of Pongo pygmaeus (Bornean orangutan), 13170 nucleotides long. It is a transcript of the gene LUC7L2, whose product is annotated as LUC7 like 2, pre-mRNA splicing factor. Gene Ontology annotation, biological process: mRNA splice site recognition. Lineage: Eukaryota; Metazoa; Chordata; Mammalia; Primates; Hominidae. Gene Ontology annotation, cellular component: U1 snRNP. The record is from RefSeq and is a predicted model, not a curated record. Gene Ontology annotation, molecular function: mRNA binding. The transcript is spliced from 9 exons. Bases 10920 to 12065 code for a protein of 381 amino acids.
UCCUAUGUUAUACUCAGAAAUGUUGAAAAAUAAAUAUAUUUUAAGUUUUUUUAGAAAGGAGGAGCUAUAAGUAGAUAGUAAUUACUAGUAUCUUAUUUUAUCUCGUUUAUGAUUCAUUACGCUUUAUAAAUAUCUUUCUGUUUUAGUUGUUAGUAUUAGCUGAGGGGAGAGGGAUAAUUUGUUUUCCUUGAACAUAUUCUAUUUGAAAGCAGGGAGGAGGUGCACAGGAAAAUCCAAGAAACAGUUUGAGAAGUGUCUGUGUGACAGUUGGAAGAACCCAGUACCCUCACACAGACUAUGAUUUUUGCUCAGUUGGAUUAAUUGCAAGGAUGUUCCUUAGCUAAAGCCCCUUUGCCAACAAACACAGUUUGAUCAUAAGUCUCUGGUCUUGAUCCCAGGAAAGUCUGGGAAGAUGCAUGCAAUAAGAAUUAAAUAAAAUUGAGGGCGUGGAUUUAGAUUACAUCUUUUUUUUUUUUUUUUGAGACAGGGUCUCUGUCGCCCAGGCUGGAGUGCAGCUGGGCUCACUGCUGCAACCUCCACCUCCUGGGUUCGAGUGAUUCUCCUGCCUCAGCCUCCUGAGUAGCUGGGAUUACAGGUGGCUGCCACUACGCAUGGCUAAUUUUUGUAUUUUUAGUAGACACAGGGAUUCUCCAUGUUGGCCAGGCUGGUCUCGAUCUCCUGACCUCAGGUGAUCCACCACGCCCAGCCUAGAUUACAUUUUAAGCUUAGAAAUUAGGUAAGUUAUAGAAGGUAGUUCUGAGGGUUCUGUAUCUCUUAAUUGCUUAUACCUUUAAAUGGGAGCAGAGAGCACCUUUGAAAGAUUAAAAUAAGCAGGAAUGGCAGCCUGCCCUCCAAAACAACAAGUAGACUAGGAAUGUUAGAUAGAAUUUUAUAGCAUCAUUAGUUGUCCCUUAUGGUUAGGGACUGUUUUGGGCAAGUUAAAACUUUCAAUAAUUUUAACUAUUUUAAAUGUUAAUCUUUCUAAAUUGUAGGAUAUACUUCCUCAGUUAAUAUAUUAAUCAUAAUAUUUUUGCUGAUCAGUUGUACAGUAGUUAUAGUUUGUGGGAUAUAAAACUGAAAGGAUACUCAUCCUCAUACCCAGGAAAAUACAGUUAAGAAAGCCAUUUACCUGUUGCUAAUGUAAGGUUAGUAGUACAUAACCGUAUAAUCUGUAAGAUAAUAUGACAUUUCUGCCUUUCUGCAAAAUUACUGAAUCAAAGUUUGAAGUAGUGCGUUCUUUAAUGGAUUUUAUUUAUAAAAUCAUCUUUACUGUAAUCUGUGUUCCUUGACUUCUCAUCAACAUUGAAAACAUUUUCUCUUAAUUUUUUCUCAUUAACAUAAUGAACCAUAUUCAUUUCUUGGUCAGUUGUAAGCCAUUCUUUUAUUCCACUUGGAUUGUUCAUUUUAAGUGAAGGAGGCGGAGCCUUUAAUGUAUAAGCAGACAUUUUAAAAAUAAUAACAGGAUAUUUCUUAGUCUAGAGCUUGUAAAUUCUUUAAUAUAAGUAGUUUUAUAGGAUUAAACAGUAGUUUCUCUGAGUUUCAGUUAACUAUUUAACUUUAUCAGAGUUUCAGGCAUAUCCAGAACACUGAAAGCGCCUGCAUAGUGAAUCAAUGAAAAAAGAAAAGUUUUACUCAUUUUGCAUUUUGAACUCUGAAUAAUAUUUCUAUCUACACAGCAGCCCAGAAAACAAUAAAAGUAUCACUUCAUAUAACAUUGCAUCGUUCCUGGAUUCUCUGCAGUUGUUUAGUUCUCCUCAAAUAAGCAUAUGCUUCUGAGACAUUCUUUUACUUCAGGUAAAUAUAAGCAAAACAAAGAAAAAUCAUUUUGUCUAUUUCUGCAUCAGUUCUAUAAGGAGCAAGUAAAUUCUUUAUUUUCGUUUAGGUUUGAUGUUGUCAUAUAAGGAUAGAUGGUAGUGUUCUACGUGUUCAAGAUGGGUAGUAGGAAUUCAGUGGCCAUGAGGUGUCAUGGAUCAAGGUCAGGUUUAGUGAAUCAGGUACUCUUCAGUAACAGGUGGUUCAUACAAAGCAUUGAAGCUUAAAGUUGCCGUGAGCUCAGCAAGCAGAAGCGUUGAGAAGACAGGCAGAUGGUUUAAAACUAAAGGUCAGUAAGUGGGCAAGACUAGUUAAAUGAGGCAGAUACUCCCCGAAGAUGGAAUUCCAGAAAGGUGCUUGAAAAGGACUGAAUCCUUAAAGCCUACUGCUGUUAGUAUGUAGAGUUCUUGAGGAAACAAGCAGUUUGGCAUAACUUAAUCUACUAAGAAACUAUAAGAAGAUGAAGGAAGUUGGAACAUCUUACUGGAAAAAGAAUGAGGGAGUGAAUGAGGGUAAGUUUCUGACUGGAAUCUUGUGAAUUCAAAACUUGCAGAAAAGCUAUUCUGUUUCCUUUUUGUUUAGGUUCUCAUGCACUAGGAGCUGCUAGAAUAGAUAUUGGAAGGCAGGGCCAAGAUAGGUCAGUUAUUCAGUUUUGCAAGAUUAUUGAGGAUAUAGAGAAAUUAAUUUGUAAAAACUCUGAAAUCAUCUGCAGCUCCAUGUUUUUGUUUGAACUGAAUAACUUAGGACUUUGAGAAGUCAAAGCCAUCAGAAAGUAACAUGAAGUCCAUUCAACUGAAUAAAUGUCAUAUUUUGCUAUUAGCAUAGAAAAGAGUCUUUAAAACUUCUUUCCAAAAAGCACUCAGUAUUGACCCAUAUGUUCCAGUGUAGUUGUGAACCAUGUACAACUGAUGUUUGACUUACUUGACUCAACAUGAAAGGAAUUUAACCAGCUGCCCUUGCUGAAUUUUGUCUCCUGAAUAUGGUAAAUGGUUUUUGUUUUUAAUCUUCUUAAUACCUUAGAUUUCUGCAGACACCAGUUUUCUCUUUUAGAGUUAACUGAUAAUUAUUGGAUAGUAUCUAUAGUUACUUGGCUGUUCUGUUCUAUAUUCUGCCCUAGUAUUAGUUUAAACGGUAGACUUUUCUCUUAAAGUAACUUUAAUAGUUUAACUAAUAAAGUUACUUGAGGGUAUGUUUUAGAUCAGGGACUGGCACUAUGGCCUCCUGCUUUUGGUAAAUAAAGUUUUAUUGCAACACAUCCCUGCCGAUUCAUAUACAUAUUGUCUAUGGCUGCUUUGGCUUAUGACAGCAGAGUUGAAUGGUUGCAACAGAGUCAUAUGGCCCGCAAACCUAAAACAUUUACCAUUUGACUCUAACAAAAAGCUUGUUCACCACUGUUCUGGUUUAGUUAUUCUCAAAGUGCAGUCCUUGGACCAGCAAUUCAACAUCACCUCAGCAUCACAUCGUAUUGUUAGAAAUGUAAAUUCUUGGACCCACCUACUGAGUCAGAAAUUCUGGGUAUGGGCCCCAGUAAUCCAUGUUUUUAGAAACCUUCCAGGUGAUUCUGAUACACAUUAAAAGUUUGAGAAACCCUCUUCUAGAUCAGUGUUUCCCAAAUGUUUGUCACACUUAUUGCCUUUAUUAUUCUUUAUUUUUAUUUAUUUUUUUUGAGACAGAGUCUCUGUCACCCAGGCGUGAAGUGCAGUGGCCUGAUCUUAGCUCACUGCAACCUCCGCCUCUCGGGUUCAGGCGAUUACCUUAGCUGCCCGAGUAGCUGAGAUUACAGACGUGCACUGUCACGCCCUGCUAAUUUUUGUAUUUUUAGUAGAGAUGAGGUUUCACUGUGUUGGCCAGGCUGGUCUCAAACUCCUGACCUCAAGUGAUCUACCUGCCUUGGCCUCCCAAAGUGCUGGGAUUACAGGCGUGAGCCACCAUGCCUGGCCUUGCCUUUAUUAUUUUUUACUGUUUUCUGUUUAUUUAAUAUUUUCCUUUAUGUCAACUCACUUUCUAAAAAUUUUAAGUUAAUUUUAAAAUGAAAGUUUAUACCACCAUAAAAAUAAAUACAAUGAAAACAAAAUGGUGUAUUAUAUAACUAGACUCUUGUCACUUAGGGUUCCUGUGCUAAAAAUUAGAAGUUGUUAAAUUUAUUAAACAAGUACUGUUGCAAAAUGGGAACUUUUUUUCUUGACUUAAUCGUGAUUAAUAAUUUUCUUACUGAGUGGUAUUUAAAAUGUCGUGUUGGCAAAAUCAUGUAACACCUAAAGUCAUCUUUUGUGCAAAUCUCAUACUUUGGAAAUUACUGUUCCAGGGAGUAUUCAUGUGAAAGGAAAGCUGUUUGAACUAUGUAUAUACCCAAGCCAGUAAGCAGAAAUGACUGGACAGAAAUACAAGCCUGUGAGACAGAGAGCUCUAGGAGAUCCCUAGAGAGGUCCAUCUAGACCUCCAGGGUGAAAUUACCUCAUUUAGCUCAAUUUCUCACCUCUCCUUUAGUGCUUUGGUCCACGGGGGUUGAUGGUUCUGCAGGAUUUCACCAACUGGUUCCACAGUGGGAAUGUGAAAAGGUACCUGGCUGUGGGAACAGCUGCUUAUCAAAGAGAGGCCUGAUAGAAAUGCUAGGGGAAGUGGCUGUGAGUCUGCAUUAUGGACGGAAGCAGAGCGGCAGGGCAUGUUGCUAGGACUAAGCAGUCGAUUAACCUGAGUCUGGACACCAUGUAUAAAUAUUUUGAAAAAUUCCUGUUACAAUUUAAUUUACUUCGUUGUGUUAGAGGGAAUGCUUCCCUGCACAUGGUGUUUAUUGGUUGAUGUGCUUUAGGGUAUAGUAAUUAUUUAUAGCAAUAGAUUGAUACCCAGGUUGCUGAGUUGCGUUAGUUAUAUCUUUAUUUCCUUUUCUUAGAGAUUAUAGACAUAAUUUGCUUCUGUCAUCUUUUGACUAAAAAUCUAAUGGGAAUGAAGAAUUACACUUGAAUGUUUAUUUUUAAGUAAUAAGCUGUGAUACUGAUUGUAGGUGUCUGCAUUUAAAAAAAAUCUUUUAAAAAGUAAAAAGGUCAAAGAAGCAUCUAUAUGAUUGAAUAAAUGUUAUUUUGUAUAUUUCUGUCAAAUUUUAAAAAAUGGAUAAAGAGGCCAGGCACUGUGGCUCAUGCCUGUAAUCCCAGCACUUUGGGAGGCCAAGGCGGGUGGAUCACCUGAGGUCAGGAGUUCAAGACCGGCCUGGCCAACAUGGUGAAACCUGUCUCUACUAAAAAUAUAAAAAUUAGCCAGAUGUGGUGGUGGGUGCCUGUAAUCCCAGCCACCCGGGAGGCUGAGGUUGGAGAAUUGUUUGAACCCAGGAGACGGAGGUUGCAGUGACCCCACACGGUGCCAAUGCACUCCAGCCUGGGCGACAGAGUGAGACACCUUCUCAAAAAAAAAAAAGGAAAAAGUGGAUAAAGCAUUACAAAUACAAAUAAAGUCUUUCGUGGUCCCCUUCACAGUCUCAGUCCUUUCACCAGAGGCAACCCUUUUCGUAAAUUUGUUGCAUAUUCACUGUGAGGCAGUAUUUCUGCUGUGUUGUUUAGUUUUAAGGCUCACGUCUCCUUCAUGGUAAUCUGUUUUUCAUUUUAACUUCUUCCUUUAUCAUUGGAUUGUCUAUCACCUCUGUCCUUUGAUAUUCUCAUCUUUUUUUUUCUUUUUUAUUUCUUUUCUUUUAGAUUUGGGGAGGCUCUAGGUGGCUUCUGUAACUAUCACCAGCUGAUGAGAGCUUGGCUUUUUUAAUAGAUAAAUCAGCCAGUUACUUUUUCUUUGAUUAUUUUCAGCUAUUGCUUGGUAGCCAAAGAUAGCUUUCAUUACUUCUAAUUUUGUAUAUAGAAAGUUCUGGAUGAUAGAAGGCACCAACUAUCCAGAGUGCAAUUGUUACUAUAUCAGAAUUGCAGCUCUGCAAGUAAGUAUCAAAAUAUAAAAUCUAGCAGGCUGCAACUUUUUAUGCCAUGUAUCUUAAAAUAAAUUCUAUAUAACCCAUUUUAGGACUUAAUUUUAAAGUAACUAUUCAGGCUUUUCUGAUGUCUCUUGUAAAAUUUAAGAAGAGAAAUAGGCUGAUAGAUUUCCUAAAGCAGCUACCCCCCAAAACAUGAUGGCAUUGAUCCCUGCCAGCUGCCAAGACCCUUUGCUUGUAUUAAUAUAAUGAGAGAAGAUAGGUGCAGGGCAUGGAAUAGAGCCCUUGGAAUAGAGAUUCUUUAGUAUUCCUGUUCUCACAUUUUCAUCAUCACCAUUCUGGUUAGCUUCAAAAGAUCCUACAAGGUUUUUCUUCUGCUAACAAGGCUGUUCCCCAGUCUCAUUCUUAUAAUCUUGUGAUAUGGAUUUUCACAGACAAGUGGGCCAGAUUUUUAACAUUUUAAAAACAUUAUUAAUCUUUGAUCAUAUCCAGCAAGAAUGAACUUGUUCUGGAAAUUUCUUCUACAAUGGGAAUUACAUUUUUAAAAUGUUCGGCUUGUCAUGGGGAUUAUGGUGGAGGGUGAUACUGGUACCUGUUUCUCAUAAUAAACUAAUGGGACCAUAUGAACUAGAAGAUUAAGAAGGAUAGCUUUUCUGAGCUGUAUAGCACCCUUGUGUUUACAUUUUCUGGAGGAAAGAAAAGCUGCUUUGUUUUAUUAGAAAUGACUUCAUGUCACAUUUGGAAGGCAGACUGUCAUAAUUGUUUUUUCCCGUUGCCAUCUUUGGCAUAGUACUCUUUCUUCCCUUUCCUUAUGUAAUAAAUAUAUGCCUGGAAAGUUUUACAUGGAUCAAGACAUAUUAAAUGUUUUCAAAGCAUCUGUAUUAUUAUGUUAAGACAUGGUGAUGAGUCCUUUUGUAAAAUGAACCCUAUCCUCUGGACGGUUUAAAUAUACAGUGGGUUAAACUGAGUGUAUAUAUUAACAAGGGAACAUGUAGCAAGGGAGUAAUGUUUUUUUAAAAGGUUAAUUACAAAAGGAUUUGUAUAGGUGGAUUUUAAGCUGAAUUCUAAAGGAACAACAAAGGUAGGUGGGAGAAGUUGGUAGAGUGGGUGAGAAAGUUUGAGGAAGAUGUAAAAAUGAUCAGAUUGGCUCCUUGGUAUAAGAGUUACUGUGCAGCAGUAGUCAUCGCUUUUACUUUGAUUCCACAUGAAGACACAAGGGUUUUUUGUUUGUUUGUUUUGAGACAGAGUGUUGCUCUGUGAGCCAGGCUGGAGUGCAGUGGCGCUAUCUCAGCUCACUGCAACCCCUAACUCCCAAGUUCAAGCGAUUCUCCCACCCCAGCCUCCUGAGUAGCUGAUAUUACAGACAUGUGCCACUACACCCAGCUAAUUUUUAUAUUUUUAGUAGUAACGGGGUUUCACCAUGUUAGCCAGGCUGGCCUUGAACUCCUGACCUCAGGUGAUCUGCCUGCCUUGGCCACCUAAAGUGCUGGGAUUACAGACAUGAGCCACCGUGCCCAGUGACACAAGGUUUUACUUGUGCACUGCUUUGGAUCUCUUCCUGCCCUGGACUAGACUAGAAAUUGGCCAUGGAUGUUUAUACAGUUCCCACAUUAUUAUGUGAACUCAGCAGCUUAUGUUGGAAGAAAUGGAGGGAAGAAAUUGGAGGGAAAAAGAGGGAGGAACGUUUCUCUGCAUUUAGGGAUUCAAGGGGUCAGGAAAAUAAACUUUAAGCUUUUGGUUGUACACCUCUCUAGCUCUAGCUUUCCUUUCACUGAGAGGUUAUGGAUCUUGUUUCAGAGGGAAGGAAACUGUCCUGUCCCAAGCCCACUGUGACACGUGACCCUUAACUAGUAUACCUGUGGGGAGGGCUUCAGUUGCCACCCUAGAGAAUGUGGGAGGGCUUCCCUUCCCCUGCCCCCAUUUGUAGACAUGGGAGUGUCUCCAUUGCUUUGUAUGCUGUUGCAUUUUCUCCUCCUCCUUUGUUUUCCCUAAGCUAAGCUCUAAGCUAAUUCUGUACAAAAUACUGAUUGUUUUUGUAAAUUGCUUGCCAUGAAUGCCUGAUAAUGUACAGUAAAAUAGGAUUCUGCAUACCAUUAAAUAUGUCAAAUAUUACAAACUUUAAGGUUCUUUUGAAAUUACAAUACUAAACUCAGUUCACUUUUGCUUAGCCUUCACAGUUGUUGAUCACAUAGCAUGGUCAUCCACUCACAGCUUAAAAAAAUACAGGGAGCAUCGGAGAGAAUGGGUAAAGUAAAAUUUUGAUGUUUUUAAAAUAGCACCUAAAUCUAUGAAAGUUGAUUUGGUUUCUUGUUUGUAUGGGAGGGAGAGGGUGGGUAGUACUGGGGGGAGGGGGCGGAUAUUGGGAAGAUAGCAUGCAACGUAUAAACUCAUGUCAGAUACUACCUAGGCUAAGGUUGUAAUGUUACUAAUAAAAUUUAAGUGUUAAUAUAAGUUUCAGAAAAGGCAGGGCCAUAGAAUGGCAGUGUUGGGAAUUACAGUGGGCUUAUUUUUUCCCUCCUGAUAUAUGGAAGGGAAUUUUGAGAAUAGCAGUAUUUGAGUAUAACUUAGAGAGGAGGCCUGUUUUUAAAGUGACCUGUCCAUAUUCCCUGAGUGGAACUGACUGCCUUAGGCUCUGAUACAUUGGUGACAGACCUGAAGAUGAAUAAUAUGCAUCCUCAUUUUUAUUGUAUACUUGUGACUCAGGUGUUCUCAAAGAUUAUAUUUCAUGAAACUCAUGAAGGUGUUGAACAAAAGAGGGAGGAAGGAGAGUUGUUGCUUGGUAGAGAAUUUGGUAGAAGUAGGAAUUAAUAGAAAAGUUGAUGUUUCUAUUAAAAUGAAAAACACCUCACUUGCUAGAGUUCUAAAUCAGGUUUCUAAUUCUAAAAACUUGGCUGUGUAGUUAAGUACAAGGCCUAAUUAACUAUUGUAGAGGUUAUAGGACAGAGAGAUCUCCAUGUUUUUAUAGGUGGGAUAUUUUUUGUUGUUGACAGAAGUAACUUCGCUUGAUCUCUGUUCCAUUAUUUUAAUUUUUUUUUUUUUACUUUAUACACUAAAAAUUUGGAUUAAAAAAUGAAAAAUGUAAGAAAUCAAAUGUUACUCAAAAAGUGUUGUUCUGAUCCCAACUCAGCAAUUCUACAUGAAGCCAUUUGCCAAAGCCAGAUAUGGUUUACUUACUGUUCCCCCAAACCUUCUUGCUCUUAUAAGCUUUGUCAAAGCUGUUACUCCAGGUUGUAGUGCUUUUUUUUCUACUUUACUUUGAUCUAAGUCCUGUCUUUCCUUCAAAUUUUGGCUACUUAUUGCAUGAAGCUUUUUCCAAUAUCUCCAUUCUUGGUGGUAAUUUUAGUCUAAGAAUUCCUGAAGUGCUACCUAAUUGAAACACACAUUUGAUACUUGGAUCAUGUUAUCUUGUAUUAUAACUUAUUACUCCAUUAAUAUAUCCUCGGCUGGGUGCAGUGGCUCCUGCCUAUAAUCCCAGCAUGUUGGGAGGCCGAGGCAGGAGGGUCAUUUGAGGCCAGGAGUUGGAGAUAAGCCUUGGCAACAUAGUGAGACCCUGUCUCUACAAAAAAAUUUAAAAAAUUUAAAAAAUUAAUAUGUCCUAUUUCUUCAGCAAAAUCAUGGGCUCCUUGAGGGGAGAGAGCUUGUCUUAUAUGCCCCUUUGUAAUUCCAUUGCCUAGCACAGCAGAUGUGGUCACUAAUAGGUUUGAUUCUGUGAUUUGGAUCCAAUGUCAUUGUGACAGGAUACUUUUUUCCCCCAUAAUUUAGGUUAUUUUUAUAUGACUUUAUGCCCACAAAACCCAAAGAUAAAACGCAUUAAAUUGAAAAUAAUUUCUUGUAGUAUAAGGUGAUUUGGUUCCUAUUUGCAGUUCUUUCUUCUUCUUUUUAUAAAAUAGGCGCUGUUUUACCUAGUUUCUUAUGAAAAACAUGGUUUGGGCCAGAUAUCUUGACAGAAACCAAAUUACCAGCAUUUUUCUUUUAAAAAUCGUUGGUUUAGCUGAAUUGUACUUCUAUGGAAUAAGCCCAAAUAAAUUUGUUAAGUACUGCAUGGUUAUGCAGCCAGGUUGUUUUAAAAUGUCAACCUUAAAGUCCCCAAGGCAGAACUUUAAAAAUAUCGAUAAACGGUCAGUUGCUAUUCUCUCUUAGGGUAUUUCUGUAUCUCAAAUUAUUAAGCGUUUUAUUAUUUCAUUGUUUUAAAGAUUUCUAUAAUGGCUGCUAUUUGAUAGCUGUAUUUGUUGUGUUUGCUACAGUUAUCAAAUAUUUAUGGAGCACCCAUUCAUUUGCGGUGAGAAGUUAUUUUAAAAUGUUUUUUGGCAUUUAUAGAAACAGAUUCUGAUUUUAAAAGCUCACCAGGGAAGAUAUGUACAACUAUUAUGUAUCCAUAAAAAUUUUAAAAAACACAAAAAAGCUCACCAGGGAUACUUCCUGGUUUGCUAUAUUCCUAUUAGGAAUUGUUCAUAUUUUAACUGAUAGCCGUGUCUUCAGGGCACAAUUAACUUAAUAUUUGAAUGUAAGUUGUUAAGCACAAAUCAGUUACUCUACUUAGUGAGAUGUUUGAUUAGUAAAACUUCAUGAAUACUCAUUUUAUUCUAAGGCCUGAGCCAUUAGUUUAACAAAGCACUGAAAUGAUUCUGCUGUUGCCGUUACCAAAACAUUUAGAUACUUUUAGCAGGAAGACUAUUAGAUACAUAAGGGCUUUUUGUUUUGUUUUGUUUUGUUUUUUGUUUCAACUUUAAAAUUUUAUCAUUUUAAAAUUGCUUAAUAUAAUUAGGGUACAGAUUUAAAAUGAAAUUUUUUUCUUAAAUGGUAGGAAGCAAAAAGCCUCUAAUUAAAUAGCAUUGACAUUCUGAUAUGAGCUUAUCAUAGCACCAUUCUAACAUGAGCUUGAGGUCCUCACCAAAGUCUUGAUGAAACAUACUUUUUAAAGAAAUAAUUUUUUAAAACCCCACUUGGCUCAAAGACAUUGUCUAGAGCUCCAGCUUUGGACUUUUACCUGUAGUCAGUCAUACAAUUAUCUGGGGUUAUACUUGUUAAGUCAGUAUUUAAAAAAAUGAAACACCCUGAUUUUGUUCACUUUUGUUUUUAUAUAAAAGAAUCUUUACAGUCAACAUGUACUUCUAGAUGCUGUAUUGAAAUUGCUGGCAGAGUUUAUUCUAUACAAAAUGAACAAUCUGGCCCCUUGUUUUAUUUGUAAAGGUUCAAUGUAUCUAUGCCUGCCUACCUCAAUCUGCAAGGGAGUGUCAGAAAGGCCCCGCAUUCGCCAAGCCGAGAUACUACUCGUCAACGAAUCAAAUUCAGUGAUGACAGAGUAUGCAAGAGUCACCUUCUCAACUGUUGUCCUCAUGAUGUCCUUUCUGGAACUAGAAUGGAUCUUGGAGAAUGUCUGAAAGUCCAUGACCUGGCUUUAAGAGCGGAUUAUGAAAUUGCAUCCAAAGAACAAGAUUUUUUCUUUGAACUUGAUGCCAUGGAUCAUUUGCAGUCAUUCAUUGCAGAUUGUGAUCGUAGAACAGAAGUGGCCAAGAAAAGAUUAGCGGAAACUCAAGAAGAGAUUAGUGCUGAAGUAGCAGCAAAGGCAGAACGUGUUCAUGAGUUAAAUGAAGAAAUAGGUAAAUUGUUAGCCAAGGUGGAACAACUAGGAGCUGAAGGGAAUGUGGAGGAAUCCCAGAAAGUAAUGGAUGAAGUAGAGAAAGCACGGGCAAAGAAAAGAGAAGCAGAGGAAGUUUAUCGGAAUUCUAUGCCAGCUUCCAGUUUUCAGCAGCAGAAACUUCGAGUCUGUGAAGUCUGCUCUGCCUAUUUAGGACUUCAUGAUAAUGACAGACGACUGGCCGAUCAUUUUGGGGGUAAACUGCACCUGGGAUUUAUUGAAAUAAGAGAGAAGCUUGAAGAAUUAAAGAGAGUCGUAGCUGAGAAGCAGGAGAAAAGAAACCAGGAACGGCUGAAACGAAGAGAAGAAAGAGAGAGAGAAGAAAGGGAGAAGCUGAGGAGAUCCAGGUCCAGAGAGCAUCGCAGACAUCGAUCUCGCUCCAUGUCACGUGAACGCAAGAGGAGAACUCGAUCCAAAUCUCGGGAGAAACGCCAUCGCCACAGGUCCCGCUCUAGCAGCCGUAGCCGCAGCCGUAGCCACCAGAGAAGUCGGCACAGUUCUAGAGAUAGGAGCAGAGAACGAUCCAAGAGGAGAUCCUCAAAAGAAAGAUUCAGAGACCAAGACUUAGCAUCAUGUGACAGAGACAGGAGUUCAAGAGACAGAUCACCUCGUGACAGAGAUCGGAAAGAUAAGAAGCGGUCCUAUGAGAGUGCUAAUGGCAGAUCAGAAGACAGGAGGAGCUCUGAAGAGCGCGAAGCAGGGGAGAUCUAACUAGCUGUGUACAUUUCUUCAAUCCUUAAGCUUCCUACGGAGUUACGUACUAUUGUUUAGUUCACAGCUGUUCAGGGUGACAGUGAGCAGAUCCAGACACCAGAUCCAGCUAGGCUAGAUGUACAGUAUCUAACUUGAUCUGAACUGAACCUGUUUUCCUUGAUGAUGCCUAAAACUACAUCCAUAGUUUCUGGUGAACCUGUAAUACAGUUCUGAAAGUACAGUUUUAUAUAAUAAGAUGCUGAUCUCUAUUCUUUCAAGUAAGAGUGCUAGUGAACAAAUUGUGUUACUUGCCUUGGGAUUUUUUGAACGUUUGUAAAAUGCUGUCUUCCUAGUCCAAACAGCUGCAGCUUUGGGCAUUUUUCUUUUUAAUUAUUCUUCCUCUGACUUUGUAUCCCUUAAUACCUACACUCUCCAAUUGUAAGAGAAAGGGGACAGGGGAACAAUAUAGCUUCCAUUCUAAGGCUGUAUUCCCGUUAUGAAUUACUAGCUGAUUACAGUUCAGAGCAUUGAUCCUGGAAUGUGUGCUGGAGAAAUUUAAAAUACUGGGGUUUUUUGUUUAAUGGUGCCUAUUUAGAGUUGGAAGUUGAACAGCUGUUGCAUUACAUACUUUUGCUUUUUUAUUGAAAUUUUGAAAUCAAACUUGUCUUGAUUUUUCUGUUCUGUUGAAUUGCUAUGUUCAGGAUGUUCUAGGGGGUGGGGGCAGGGACUCUUUUCCUAAUAAGCACUUGUUUUAUUUUGUGUGUGUGGAGUAUAAAGGCUACACCCGUAUUGUAAAAAAAUAAUAAAAUGAAAGAAACAAUCACCACCACCAUUAUUAAACUGUAACUUGUCUAGUAAAUUGUCACUAGAACUAUUUGCUGUGGGCAUUUCCUCUAUUCUGUUACGUCAUUAACAGUGCCUUACUGUGCAAGGCACCAAAGGACAUAAAUAUGUACUUGCAAAGAUUCCAGAUGAGCUGUUCAUGUGGGCCCCUUGCUGACUAUAUUCCAGCCACUUCAGGGUUUGUAAUGACCGUUACAGAGAAGGGCUCAACCUACAGAAGAAACUGGGGUGUUUUUAUUCUCAUUCGACAAACCCAAAUAAAAACAGUAUAUGUAACCAA